AUGGUCAAAAUAUGGCGCCGUGGUGUUACCAAAUACCUGCAGAAAAAGGGUUUAGUCCCCAAGGACAUUCAUGCUUACAUGGUUGCCACGUUAGGGGAUGACGCUCCAGCUGUAUUAACAACGCAAAAGUGGACAGCUGAACUUAGGGGUGAGGAGAUUCUUGAAGUUGGCCCCAAAUCUGGAAGUCCUGCAACUUCCACCACCGAAGAAAACAUUGAUCGUGUUCACCACAUAAUGAUGGAUGACACACGAUUGACCAUAAAUCAAAUAGCCAGUAUUAUUAGCAUAUUCUCACCAGAGAAAAUAUAUUUGAUCAUCGCUGAUCAUUUCACUGCUUACGUACUAUUUUCACUAAACAAUUUACGCCAUUUACUAGCUAUUCCUUAUUAA
Molecule: messenger RNA, 390 nt
Organism: Octopus sinensis (East Asian common octopus)
Lineage: Eukaryota; Metazoa; Mollusca; Cephalopoda; Octopoda; Octopodidae
Exons: 3
Coding region: 1-390 (129 amino acids)
Source: RefSeq, a predicted model, not a curated record